Mytilinidion resinicola is the source of this 1251-nucleotide messenger RNA. RefSeq lists its product as uncharacterized. NCBI's taxonomy places the organism in Eukaryota, Fungi, Ascomycota, Dothideomycetes, Mytilinidiales, Mytilinidiaceae. The record is from RefSeq and is a predicted model, not a curated record. The coding region runs from base 140 to 1117 and encodes 325 amino acids. The transcript is spliced from 2 exons.
GCAAGCCUUGGCAUUGACUGCCGCCUGUCGGUCAACCAUCAUGCCUCCACACGUCUUCCGCCCUAUCUAGCCACCUGCUCAGCCUUUCCGCCUUCCCCAACGCUAUGAAUCCCGUCCCAUCCUCUAUUCCUUGAGCACCAUGUUUUGUUUAAUGAACCCUCCUAUUGAAAAUUCAAUUGUUCACACAGGACAAGGCCGCUGGCUACUGGGCUCUUCAGUAGUUUGUGAGACUGCAAUACAGGUGCCCAAGGACGCGUUAAAGAGCUGGAAAGACGACAAUGGAGUUAUUCAUUGCCUGCGAGAGGUCUUUGGAGAUGAGGACGCUUCCAUCGCAUCAAGAACAUGUGGGAGCUCCGAGAGCGGUCGUAUUCAUCACGCAGGCACCUCUGCAGCGGUUUGGAGCCUCGGAGGUGCUUUCAUCAAAGUCAAAGCAUGGCGACACGGCAUGCAACUCGAGAGCGACACCAUUCGCUAUGUCAAUCGCGUCUCUUCCGUCCCUACACCCGAAGUUGUCUACUCCUGGGUAGAUACUGACUGGAACCGCUCAUUUCUUGUCCUCAAGCCCUUGAAAGGACGGACACUACUUCAAGCAUGGGAAACACUAUCUAUUGAUCGACGUAUGGAACUUGCAAGCACGGUUGCACGAUUCUGCAAGACCCUGGCUCUCUCAACUUCGAAAAUGCUAGAGACAGCCAAUGGAAAGGGCAUCAUUGAACCAUUUCUAACCGCCCAGCCUCCAAACUCAGAGCCUUCGUGGAAACCGCAGUUUUUGGGUCCAUAUUCCACAUAUCAACUCCAGUCUUACCUCUCGGAUCCUUCAGUCACCGGGGACACAGAGUUAUUCUACUUCUAUCACGCUGACCUUGGACCGACAAAUAUCAUAGUAACAGAGGAUGGAAGUAUUGUUGGGAUUGUUGAUUGGGAGUCUGCUGCGUUCUACCCUAUGUUUUGGCUAGGUACAAAGCCACUUGUCUCUGCGGGCUUCUUUCUACAUAGUGGUGCAGAGAGACGGGCGUGGGCAAUUCUUUUGGCAAGUUCGCUCGAGGAAGAAGGGUUUGCAUCGGAUAUGGUACGAUAUUUGGCAUGGAAAAAGGCGGUCAAUAACCGUCUCGAUUGACGGCUACGUUCUUUGUCUAUAACCCCUUCUUCCAAGCGGGGCGCAUUCAAACCUGAAGUACCAAAUAUUAGUGACGCCCAUGUCCCAAACUCCAAACUCGUGGCGCUCACGAUUUUUGGGUUAUUGAGUACCCC